Molecule: messenger RNA, 3927 nt
Organism: Pelobates cultripes (western spadefoot toad)
Lineage: Eukaryota; Metazoa; Chordata; Amphibia; Anura; Pelobatidae
Source: the annotation of a GenBank genome assembly
CAUUGCAUGUGAUAAAAAGAAAACGUGGUAGACCGAAAGGUUCCACAAAAAAGCCUAUCUCUGAGGAAGAAACAUCGGAGAGUGGAAGCGUUGCACCCGUAGAAAACAAGCUGCAUGUGGAAGGAGCUCAGGUCCUGUCAGAACCAGAGCCUGAAAUUUUGGAAUGCCGGAAGUGCAAUAGAACAUUUUCCAAUGUUAGGCAGCUGAAAAAACACAUUUGCAUUAUUGUUUUAAAUGAAGACGAAGAAGUCACUCAAGGUGAGUUUGAGAAAAGGAGAGUUUUAUCAUUUCAAAGUCAUAUCAAGAACUGUUUAAAUUGAUCGAUCUUUAAUUUAUAACCUGUAUUGCUUUAGUCUAAUAGGUAUCUUAAAUUCAUUGUAUCAGGGAUAGGCAACCUUCGGCACUCCCUAUGUUGUGGACUACAUCCCCCAUGUACACCCAUAAUACUGACAAAGCAUCAUGGGAGGUGUAGUCCAAAACAUCUGGAGUGCCGAAGGUUGCUUAUGCCUGAAUUAUAUGGAUGAUGCACUCAGGGCUGGCGUGUCCUAUAGGCCGAUUAGGCGGCUGCCUAGGGCACUACUUAAAGGGGGGCGCCAGCUGCAACUUUACUGCUGGUUUGGGCCACCCCUAUGUGUAUGGCCUGCCACAGCUGAUGGCACAGGGUGCUAGGGAGCACUUACAUGGCUCCAGACUAGCGCCGAUGCCAUCAUCCUCAGACAGCCAGUAUCACAGAGCCGCCCCACCUACACACCUCUUAUGCCGCAGCCCACGGGCGCAUCGUAUAGUCACUCCGCCCCUUCCCAUGCACUCGGGGUCAUGUGGGUUGGGAGUACAGCGGGGGCAGAGUUUAAAGAGAAUGAAGGCAGCCAGGCCUUAUUAAAUAGAGGCAAGUGGGGGACUUCAUGGUGUGUGUGUGUCUGUGUGUGUCAGCCUGUUUCAGUCAGUGUGUGUGUGUAUGCUUGGAUCAGUGUGUGUCUGCUUGAGUCAGUGUGUGUGUCUGCUUGUGUCAGUGUGUAUGUGUGUAUGUGCUUGGGUUAGUGUGUGUGGCUGCUUGGGUCAAUGUGUGUGUCUAGAACAGAGUGUGUGUGUGUGUCUGCUUGGGUCAGUGUGUGUGUCUGCUUGGGUCAGUGUGUGUAUCUGCUUGGGUGUGUGUGUGUCUGGGUCAGUGUGUGUCUGCUUGGGUAAAGUGUGCAUGUCUGCUUGGGUCUUUGUGUGUGUGUCUGUUUGUGUGUGUGUAUGCAUGUGUCAGUGUGUGUGUGUGUGUAUCAGUCUGCAUCAGUCAGUGUGUGUGUGUGUGUAUGCUUGGACCAGUGUAUGCUUGGACCAGUGUAUGUGUGUGUAUGCCAGUCUACAUGAGUUAAUGUAUGUCUGCUUGAGUCAGUGUGUGUGUGUCACUCAGGGUAAGUCACUGAAUUUGUGUGUGCUUUGUUCACUGAUUGUAAUUGUGUGUGUGUGUGUGUGUGUGUGUGUGUGUGCAUCUAUCAGUGAUUGCAUUUGGGCAAAAAGGAUAAUUUUAAUUUAAAAAAAAUAAAUACUUUUAAAGGAACACUAUAGUGUUAGGAAUCGAAACCUGUAUUCCGAAUACUAUAGUGUCUCGGUCCCUACAUAGAUUCAAGUUCCUCCCCCUAUAAAAAGUAUUUUUAAAAAAGGGUGGGGGGUUACUACAUUUAUCAAGCACUGCUUGCCUCCUUACCUCGCUCAGUGUCACUAAUGGAGCAUUGGGGACCUGAAGCGCAUAAUUGGCAAGCGCAUUGCACUUCCAACGCUUCUCAUAGUUAAACCUGGCAUUGUAGCGGAGGUGUCUCUAGUGGCUGUCAGUUGACAGCUACUAGAGUCUUGUUUAAACAUUCAAGGUAAGGCAAUGUUUUAUCUUGUGGGAUUAAACCUACAUGACCACUGUGGAGCGAAUGGGGCAGCAAUUUUUUUUUUUGCCUAGGGUGGCAAAAAUCCUCGCACCGGAUCAUGCACUGAUAAUAAUGAAAAUAAAAAGAUACCCAUAUUUCUGCUGUCGCUGGAGAUAAAUAAUCAAGCAUCGACAGGAUUGUUUUUUAAUAAACGUUGAGUCAAAAACUGAAAAAACUAAAUACGAUCAAAAGAAUGUUUCCAAAAAUGAUUGCUCUCCCCAGUUUGCCAACAUUGCACACAUUGCCUGCCCUUUAUGCUUACAGUUGGCAGAUUUGGUUGCCUAGUUGACAUAUACUCAUUUUGGGUACAUUGACUCCCUAUCAUACCCCCUCCCCCACUCUUGCCCUGAUUUCCCCCAUACCUAGUCCAUACCUUCUGAUUGGUAGGAUAAACAUCCCUUUGGGUCUGAGCAUGGUACAGGAUAAGGUUUUUUUUUUGUUUUGUUUUUAAAUGUGGUUAAUACUUUAGGUCAUUGUAUGAUUUUGUACAGUGUCUACCUAUGACUGUUCUACCUUUCAGAUCUAUUAUGUUCACUUGUGCCAUGUUUUUUUUAAAUUUUUUUAUUUAAGGAAAUGAUUUUGAGGGAAAAUUCAUCCUUUCUGAUUGUGAAAAAGAAAAGGAGAAACAACCAAAGAAAUCCAGAAUUCAGAAAACAGAUAAAACCUCACAGUCUAAAGAGCAGGAGAAGACGCAGGGUGCAGUCAACCCAAUUGUGCGAGUCCUGCUGACUGCACAUGAAGCAAUAGCAGGUAUGUAGGUUCUAUUGUCUGUGUCUUUUACAAUAAGAUAACAGUGCCAUAUACUGCCAGGGGAAAAGGUGGGUAAAAUAUAAAGAUUGUUUAACGAUUCUUACUGGGAACAAUGUUGAGUAAUUAGAAGGUUUGUUUCUUGGUGGAAGAUGUCCUGUUUGAUCAUUUCUGGAUGUGCGUGGUUGGUCAUUAUCCACCUCUCUACUUGAAAAGUUCUGCACAUUAAGGACGGACAGCAUUUCGAUUAAAUGAGCUAAUAAUCAUAUCUCUAAGGGUAUUCUAUAUUUGGUUAUUUAUCCAAAAGUAAUAGCACAAAGAUAUAAUUUACAAAGGGCACAGCCCAUACUUGGAGAAUAGCUUUCUACACAGAACCUUUAUGUAUUCAUUACCGAUUUCAAGCCAAUCCAAUGCAUUCUGGAAGGGAAAGCCUUGGAUUGGCUGAAAUCAGCAAGAGGGCGGUAUGGGGGCAGGACCAAACCCUGUUUUGGCCAAUCAGCACCUCCUCAUAGAGAAGCAUUAAAUCAAUGGUGUGGAUAAGCUGAAUGGCAGUGCUGCCUACUGUGCAGCACUGCCCCAGGAAGCACCUCCAGCGGCCAUCUGAGGAGUGGCCACUAGAGGUGUCCCUAGGGAAAAAUGUAAACACUGUCUUUUCUCUGAAAAGGCAGUGUUUGCAUGAAAAUGCCUGAAGGUAAUGAUAAUGCUCACCAGAACAACUACAUUAGGUUGUAGUUGUUUUGGUGACUAUAGUGUCGCUUUAACUGCUUAUUAUUUGUCUCUAUUAAUGAAUGAUUCCGCUUUCUGUCAAUUGGUGCAUGGUUACUGGCUAUUUAUGCGUUAUUCAGCUUAAUCUCGCCUGUACACAAAUAACGCAUGCAUGGCUUGAAAACACAAUUUUGAUAAAUGCAUGAAAUGAUGCUACAUCUGUUUAAAUGCGAGAUCACCACCCAUCUUCUAAUCUAUGUAAAUGAUUGGUUAUUUUACAAACUGCAUCUCUGACUCCUUAAUGCUGGAUCAGACAUAUGUAACAAGCUUUUUUUUUUCCAGACAAGCAGCUGUUUUAACAUAAAUGACACGUUAAACACACAUUUCCAUUAUCAUAUAUUUAGCAUAUGUAGACGCUUCUCUGUUUUCCCCAGAUGUGCUGCUGUUACAACUUACAAAGCUUUACACUACAAAUCCGUCAACUCCUAAUUGCACUUUGUCUGAAACAAGAGGAAAAAUUAGAAAGUUAUAUCAACACCAUUAUUCAAUGCAACUUUUUGGAGCAGUUUAA